AUGGUUAAGCCACGUUUACGCAUUUCAGAUAGUGUAUCCUCGAAUAUGGCAGAUGCAGAAGCAGCAGUAGUAAGCGAUAUUAGCGAUGAUGAAAAAGAGAAUGAAAAUUAUGACGAAUUAGAAACGGUCCGUGUUAAAUUCAACGUUCAGAAAUGCGAAGGUCGAUCAUUAUUUGAAUAUUUACCAAAAUUUUUGAAUUCGUUGUCACAAGCCGAGUUAGAAGAACGUCCAAUGUCAAUAAAAGAAUUUCAGAAAUAUAUUAAUCGUACGCAUCUAGAACAGACAAUGCAAAUUGGACUGAGACGAAUGGGUUUAAGAGAAGAUCGUUUGUUCACUAUUGAUGAUUUUCAGUUUGGUUUUCCAUUAGGAAAAGGUGCUUUCGGAACCGUUUAUCUGGCUCGUUUGAAAAAAACACAUUUUAUUUGUGCACUCAAAAUGCUUCAUAAAAGUAAAGUGAAUGAAUAUUCAAUGGCUGAACAAGUGAAAGUUGAAACAGAGUCUGGUUAUAAAUUACAUCAUCCACUUAUUUUGACAAUGUACGAUGUAUUUCAUGAUGAUAAACGUUUUUAUUUUAUUUUGGAAUAUGCACCUAAUGGUCAAUUAUAUAGGUUUUUACAAAAAUUGGGUCGAUUCCCCAAUCGUUUAGCUGCCACAUACAUUUAUCAAGUUUGUCAUGCACUUGCUUAUUGUCAUAGUAAAGGGGUGAUACAUCGUGACUUGAAACCGGAAAAUAUUCUAUUGGAUUGUUGUGGUAAUUUAAAAUUAGCCGAUUUCGGUUGGUCAGCAAAAAUUCGUGCACAAGAGUUAAAUAGUACAGCGUGUGGUACAUUAGACUAUUUAGCACCGGAAAUCGUUUCUCACAAGAAAUAUCAGUAUAAUAUCGAUAACUGGUGUGUAGGUGUUUUAACAUAUGAAUUAUUGUGUGGUCGUGCACCAUUUGAAGGUUCAGACGAAGAGACAAAGAAGAAAAUAUCUGCAGUCGAUUACAAAUGUCCCAAAGAUUAUGUGACAACAGACGCCGAACAUUUUAUCAAUAAUCUAUUACAAAAAGAUCCUAACAUGCGUAUGUCAUUAACUGCUUGCAUCGAACAUAAAUGGUUACAUUCGAAUGCGUACAAAUAUUUAUUUGGCCCCUAUAAAUGUCCAGUUUACGUUACAAUGGAAUAA
This is a messenger RNA of Didymodactylos carnosus, 1167 nucleotides long. The record is from the annotation of a GenBank genome assembly. Lineage: Eukaryota; Metazoa; Rotifera; Eurotatoria; Philodinida; Philodinidae.